AUGACCUCUCAACCAAAAGUCUGGCUCAUUACCGGCUGCUCCGCCGGAUUUGGCAUAUCUCUUGCCCGCGCCGUCCUCGCUCAUGGCCACCACCUGAUCGCUUCAUCGCGGAACCCCUCAAAAACACUAGAGCUGGUCCAAGAGGUCAAACAAAAAGGCGGCCAUUGGCUCGCCUUAGAUGUCACCAGUCCCGCCAAGAACAUAAAGCGGACCAUAGACGAAGCGGUUGCGCUCCAUGGCCGUCUGGACGUUGUAGUAAACAACGCGGGCUUUGCGGUCCUCGGCGCCGUGGAGGACAUUACUGAGGCCCUUGCCCAAGAGGUAGCACCCUUUGGUGUUCGGGUUAUCGUGGUAGAGCCGGGACUGUUCCGGACCAAUUUCCUAGAACACGGCGCUGCUACGUACGAGCAGCCGAGCGAGCCAUACCGCGGCACUGUCGUUGAAGACAAUAUUCAAUAUCUCCAGGGCCGGCAUGGCAAGCAGCCAGGGGAUCCGGACAAGGCGGCGGAGCGGAUCUAUGAGGUUGUCACUGGCGAAGGCAUGGCCCAGGGGAAACCGGAGCACCUUCGCCUCGUCCUUGGAAGCAAUGCUUUUCGCACGGCACAGACGAAGAUCGAGCAGCUGCAGAGGAAUCUUACGGAGUUGGAAGAGCUUUCAAUGAGCACCGAGUACGAUUCGUGA
Molecule: messenger RNA, 681 nt
Organism: Aspergillus terreus NIH2624
Lineage: Eukaryota; Fungi; Ascomycota; Eurotiomycetes; Eurotiales; Aspergillaceae
Exons: 2
Coding region: 1-681 (226 amino acids)
Source: RefSeq, a predicted model, not a curated record